Messenger RNA from Hippocampus zosterae (dwarf seahorse), 761 nucleotides. Its product is annotated as polysialoglycoprotein-like. The record is from RefSeq and is a predicted model, not a curated record. The transcript is spliced from 7 exons. NCBI's taxonomy places the organism in Eukaryota, Metazoa, Chordata, Actinopteri, Syngnathiformes, Syngnathidae. Bases 180 to 761 code for a protein of 193 amino acids.
CCUGUGUUCGAAUGUCCCCAUAUUGAUGUUCCACAGAGCCGAACAGUGUUAACUUUCUAUAGUGUGGUAUAUUAAUCCCAAACCCUCCUGUGAGAGAUGUUCAAUGAGAAAUAAUGUUUAUUGAUUUCUUAACUGGUCAGAAUGAAGAACGCUGAAUAUUUUGACACCGUAAUGGUGUUAUGUUGCAGACACCAAGUGACGGGAUCUUGACUGAACCUUCUGGAGACCAAGAAGGGAGUGAGAGAUCCACUUCAUCCUUACAACAGACACCAAGUGACGGGAUCUUGACUGAACCUUCUGGAGACCAAGAAGGGAGUGAGAGAUCCACUUCAUCCUUACAACAGACACCAAGUGACGGGAUCUUGACUGAACCUUCUGGAGACCAAGAAGGGAGUGAGAGAUCCACUUCAUCCUUACAACAGACACCAAGUGACGGGAUCUUGACUGAACCUUCUGGAGACCAAGAAGGGAGUGAGAGAUCCACUUCAUCCUUACAACAGACACCAAGUGACGGGAUCUUGACUGAACCUUCUGGAGACCAAGAAGGGAGUGAGAGAUCCACUUCAUCCUUACAACAGACACCAAGUGACGGGAUCUUGACUGAACCUUCUGGAGACCAAGAAGGGAGUGAGAGAUCCACUUCAUCCUUACAACAGACAUUAAGUGUUCCGAUCCUGAUGAAACCUUCUGAAGAUCAAGAAAGGAGUGGAAGAUCCACUUCUUCCUUAAACAGGUUACUAUGUCUUAUCAUAAUAUAUUAG